CCUUCCUGCAUCCCUCCCUCUGCCAUCCCUCCCUCCUGCAUCCCUCCCUCCAUCCCUCCCUCUGCCUGCGAGGAGCUGCAGACAUGGCUCUUAGCAAUUUCCUCUUUGCUCAGUGCAUCUGCUACUUCCUGGCCUUCCUCUUCAGCUUCAUCGUGGUGGUGCCGCUGUCUGAGAAUGGCAACGACUUCCAUGGCCGAUGCCUGCUCUUCACCGAGGGCAUGUGGCUCAAUGCCAACCUCACCGUGGAGCGGCAGCGCUUCACUGUGCAGGAGUGGGGGCCUGAGGCUGCCUGCCGCUUCAGCAUCUUCACCGGGCUCCUCUCUCUGCUGCUGGCUACAGUGCAGGCCUGGCGGACCCUCUUCUUCCUCUGCAAAGGGCAUGAGGACUCUUUCUUUUAUGCCUUCCUGAAUCUGCUGAUCAGCGCCUUUGUGGUGUUUAUCACAUUUAUUGCUAGCACUAUAGUGAGCGUAGGAUUUAACAUGUGGUGUGAUGCAAUUACUGAAAAAGGAAGCAUGCCAAAUAGCUGUGAAGAAUUACAGGAUAUAGAUCUUGAACUGAACUUAGAAAACUCUGCUUUCUACGACCAGUUUGCUAUUGCACAGUUUGGUCUGUGGGCUGCCUGGCUGACUUGGCUGGGAAUCACCAUUCUGGCUUUCCUGAAAGUGUAUCACAACUACAGACAAGAGGACCUGCUAGAUAGCCUGAUCCAUGAGAAGGAGUUGUUGUUAGGAAGAUCCUCUUCACGAACCUGUUUGCAAGAUGAGAAAAGUGCCAUGAUCUAAAGUGUAAGCAAAUUUCCAGGGCAGGAUCUAGAAUUUAUUAUUCAGUAGUGCAAGAUGAUGUUGAGUCAGAGUAUUGAGUGUGUGAGAUCUUUUCUUUUCUGAAAAAAGAUAUACUUGUCAAUCACUCACUUCCUCACUGAAAAAUUCUUGGCAGAAGUAUUUAUGUUAGGAUAUAAAGAACAAACUGUCACGUGUGCCUUUGGCACAGCAAAAUUUCUGUCCUGCACAGACAUGGAGAAGCACAGCCUGUAAUCUGCUGUUGCUAGCAGUGCUCCUGUAUGCUAUUGCUGCCUUUUGGGACACUGUCCAUUUUUGAGGACCAUGCUGGCAAGAGCAGGCUACAGAGUCUAGGCUAUUCCUCCAAACUAUUCUGCAACAACAACUAUAACUGGAGCUGUGACAAGGCCCUUUUCUCUCUAUCUCUUCCCCUUUGACAAUAAAUCUUCCCCAUUCUCACUUUGUUCUGAGCGAUUGCAGCUCUGGUCCAGGUACAGGCUCUUGCUGUCUCUGUUUUUGCUAUGUGUGGACACCGUGCUGUUGCUCCUACUCUGAUUUUGAGUUUGUUUAGAACAUAAGACCUAUGUUCCAGAUGAUAUUUAUUAUUAGAUGGUGUUAAUGAAUUUCAUGAGACCACAAUAUUAUUACUGUCUGUUAAAAGCUGUGUGUCAUUUCAAGGGAUGAUGGUGGUGAUGGGUCUGUGGCUGGACUUAGUGAUCUUAGAUGGUUUUUCCAACCUUAAUGAUUUUCAGAAUAUGUUUUUGUUUCUUCUUAGAUUUUGGCAUGACCAUCAUGUAUUAUGGCUUCUUGAAGCGUAGUUUAGCUAGUAAUUCCUGAAGCUUGCAUACUAAGAAAUUAAGCUGAGUUCAUAGGAUUAAUGCUUGUGCAUUUGUAAAUGUAAUUUGGUCCCUAAUAUCGUAUGCUAUUCAGUUCUGAGUAUUAGAGUUUACUCGUGAUAUUUAUUUCAUAUAGAGUACGCAAAAUUAUUGUAAGCAUUUGCAUUGUAGGUAUCUCUAUGUAUCUAUCAACAUAGCAAGGAGCAUGAACAGCUGAGUUAUUCCAUAGGUAGCUCUGUGCUGAAUGGGUCCGUUCCCCACUCCCAGGUAGGAGUUACAGGGCUGACAAAUUUUGCUGUGAUAAGGGAGAAGUGUUACUUUCACAAAGCUCACUAGUGAUCCUGUUGUUGCUUUCAGUUUUGUUUGGCCAGCACUUUAAUGAAUGAGGUGGAUGAAAAGUAGGUCCAAUAAUUAAGCAGAAUGACUCAGAUGAAUGUGAGAUUUGCAUGGCAGAGAAAUAAAGUUGUGCUGGAAUUAGGCAGUUAUCCACAUGUGCACAAUGCAGAGAAGACUCAUUCAGCAGAAAACUUCAGCAAGAAGUUAUAUUUCUAAGAGUAUCCUGACACUGCCUGUGGCAGCUGAGCUUGAGUUGACAGUGAAUUUAUUGCAACACAGGUGCAGAUCGUGUCCAUCUAUACUGCCUGGUAAAUAGGCCCAGGGAGAAGACAACAGGCUGCUACCAUUUACUGUGGUCUUCUGGGACUGUAUGGUACUUAAAGUUAAGUACCUGUUUAAGUGGCUGAAACAGAAUUUCAUAACAAAGUCAUAACAAAUCCUGUUAUUUGUAAGGAUUUUAGGGCAUAAAAUCUAACAGUAUGUUUAACAACCAAAUUGUUCUCAUAGGUUUAGAGAAAAAAGCAAACAGCCACAUGGUGUGAAGCAGUGAUCUGGCCCUGUGAAUGUCACUUGUAUACCUAGCUGGCCACAGCCGUCUGUAGUGAAAUCUUGUUUUUCAGUGUGAUUUUUCUACUCCCAAGAGAAUGUAAUUCCUUUAAAGCUUUACAGAAGUAAAAAAAG
This is a messenger RNA of Meleagris gallopavo (turkey), 2632 nucleotides long. RefSeq names its product transmembrane protein 179 (gene TMEM179). Lineage: Eukaryota; Metazoa; Chordata; Aves; Galliformes; Phasianidae. The record is from RefSeq and is a predicted model, not a curated record.